AUGCUGAUAAAAAUAGCGAGAUUUGAAGGCGAAUAUAGUGCAAACAAAGCCGAGGUUGUCAAUCAUUUCCUUAUGUCCAACAUGAAGUUGCAGCGAGUUGGAGGCCUGUCUAAUUCGAGACUUGGGCGAUCGGACGAAGAGUCUCGAUCGGAGAUCAUGGGCCUCGAGGCUUCGACCUUGUCGGCGUAUUUCGAAUGGUUGCCGGCAUCGGAUUUUGCUGUAUUCAAAACCAUUUCAGAUAAACCCACGACGUCAGGAUAUGGCUAUUUUGAUGAUGUUUGGAACCAGAAGGGAAGCGACUGUAACCCGCCAAGAUGA
This is a messenger RNA of Pyricularia oryzae 70-15, 318 nucleotides long. RefSeq lists its product as uncharacterized. NCBI's taxonomy places the organism in Eukaryota, Fungi, Ascomycota, Sordariomycetes, Magnaporthales, Pyriculariaceae. Bases 1 to 318 code for a protein of 105 amino acids. The transcript has 2 exons. The record is from RefSeq and is a predicted model, not a curated record.